This is a messenger RNA of Plasmodium inui San Antonio 1, 621 nucleotides long. RefSeq lists its product as hypothetical. The record is from RefSeq and is a predicted model, not a curated record. The transcript is spliced from 2 exons. Bases 1 to 621 code for a protein of 206 amino acids. Lineage: Eukaryota; Apicomplexa; Aconoidasida; Haemosporida; Plasmodiidae.
AUGGAGAAAGGCAACACCGAAGUGGACGACUGGACAGAGUGGCUCAACGACGAGGGGGAAAAAAGAGAAGAUUUUAAUCUUGAUUCAACAGCCAAGGAUGAAGCGAUCAAGAAAAAAAUUUUACAAAACAAUGUGGACGACAUAGCAGACUUUCUAGGAAUAGACGAUGACGACGAUGAGAAAAAAAAAAAAAAAAAAAAAAAUGAACAAAGUCAUGCCCCAGCUAAGAGUAAACAGCAAGAAAAAAUCAUAACACUAGAGAGCACACCCCUAAACUCUAUAAAGGACUGUGAAACCUUAGGAGAAAUUUUGGCAGCGAGAAUACACGAAAGUAGAGCCAAGAGUGUGGCCAUAGAAAGGCUACUCUCCAUUAUCCUUCCUGCGUGCGAAGGGAAGUUAGAGGAUAAAGAACUGCAGAGUAUCAAUAGGAAGAUCCAAGAACUUAUCGAAAAGAGGGAAAAGAAAAAAAGGUAUGCUCUCAUAAAUAAGAAGAAGCCCAAUGAGGUCAAGAACGCUCUUAAGAAUUAUAAGGACGAGGUCGACAUGAUUUAUGGUGACAUGUCCUACGACGAGGAGGAUUACGAGAAUGAGGACGUGGAGGAGUUCGCCGAGGGGUACUAG